Messenger RNA from Austrofundulus limnaeus, 3589 nucleotides. RefSeq names its product myotubularin related protein 11 (gene mtmr11). Gene Ontology annotation, cellular component: membrane; cytoplasm. The record is from RefSeq and is a predicted model, not a curated record. Lineage: Eukaryota; Metazoa; Chordata; Actinopteri; Cyprinodontiformes; Rivulidae. Gene Ontology annotation, biological process: phosphatidylinositol dephosphorylation.
GUGAGUGUGUCCUUCAGAGAACUGUCAUGGUGAGGAAGAAGCUGACAGCCAGAGAAGGUCGAGGCUGGCUCUCUGGUACCCUGUUCUGUACCCACUUCAGAGUGGCCUUCGUCCCACAAGACAGUCCCAAACCUGAUGACAAUGCAGAUCCAGUUCUUCUUGGAGAACACGAUGUUGCUUUGGCAUCAAUAGAGAAGGUUGUUGCUGUUGGUCCCAACAGGACCAAGCUGGUGAGCCCACACUCCUCUCUGAAGUUCACCCCAGAGGAGCUGGUGCUUUACUGUCGGGACAUGCGAGUCAUGUGCUUCCUGUUUGACCGCCUCACUCCUGAUGCUCAGGUCAUAGAGAUAACCUACACCAUCGCCAAGACCUACCAGCCUGUCAAACCUGGAUCCGUUUUAUCUUUCCAAAAUGCUGCCCUUGGGAGUGUAGAAAUGAAGCAGUUUCUAAGCAACCGCGGCCGAGACGCCCACAUGAACUGGUUUGAGUCAGCCUCAGACUGGGAGCAGGAGCUGGAGCGGUGUGGAGCCACGGGCUGGAGGGUCAGCUCGCUCAACGACCGCUUCGAAAUGUCAACCAGUCUGUCCAGGUUUAUCGUGGUUCCACACAAGGUUCUGGACACGGAGCUGAAGAAGAGUUUUGCUCACUUCAACGAAGGACGCAUUCCUCGCUGGUGCUGGAGGCAUCCCAGAGGCAGUGAUUUACUGCGAAUGGCCAGUUUUCAGAACAACAUCUACCACGAGAAGGACGACAUCAGAAACCUGGAGAUGGUUCUGUUCGGGUGUCAGGCGUCGCUCUGCGUGGUGGUGGAGCUGGCUGAGGAGCUGCCGUCACCUGCAGACAUCCAGCUGGCUCACAGCCGCCUGCGGGCCCUUUGUCUGGGAGAUAUCUCCACAUCUGUGUCCAUGCCUGAUGACAAGUGGUUAUCCACUCUGGAGAGCAGCCACUGGCUGGACUACGUCAGGUCGUGUCUGAGGAAAGCUUCGGAGGUGGCCUGUUUGCUUCGCAGCGGUCACCUGACCGUGGCUCUGCAAGAGGUGGAGGACCGGGACUUGAGCUGCGUGGUGUCCAGCCUGGUGCAGGUGAUGUGCGACCCCCACUGUCGGACCCAGAGGGGCUUCCAGGGCCUGGUGCAGAAGGAGUGGGUGCUGGCCGGCCACCGCUUCUACAGCCGGAUCAACUACCAGCGUGACAGUGACAAGGAGGAGUCUCCAGUCUUCCUGCUCUUCCUGGACUGUGUUUGGCAGCUGUGGUUCCAGUUUCCCUCCCGCUUCCAGCUGACGAACGACUUCCUGUUGGCCUUGCACGACAGCGUCCACCUGCCGCUCUUCUCCACCUUCCUGGCAAACUGCCAGCGGGAGCGAUGCAAACGUUUACGGAACCCCGGCCAGUCCUACACCCCUGUCAACGGCUGGAGAGACGUCCUGAACCCCGAGCCUUCCUCAGACCCGUCUGAUCCUCCUCUGCCCCCCGUGUGGGACUGGGCUCUGCAGUACAGCCAGGAGAGACAAGUUCGCUUCACCCAACCCAUCCCACCCAUCCCCCCGCUCCAACCUCUUCUCAACGGCAACCUCAACACCAAGCCAGACGCUCACAGGCUGAGCGAUACCGUCCCCGGCUCGGUGUUCCUGCUCUCCCGGGGCUCCUUCACCUGCCCCGCCAACCUGCCGCCGUGGCGCAGCGGCACCGCAGGCGUUUACAGGAAGAGCCACCGGAGGGCGCCGUCCUCCGAGGGCGUGCCCGGCCUGGAGAGGCUGCUGAAGGCCUGGGCCCUCACCGAGGCCCCUCACAGCGUCCCCUCCUCCUCUGCACCGCAGGGGCCUCUGGACCCCUACGAGCCCCUGCUGCCCCUCCUCAUGGGGCCCUGUGUGGGCCUGUGGAGGGAGUGCUACCUGCGGGGGGCGCUCCACGCUCAGGCCUUCAGUCAUCCUGUCUCCAGCAGCAGCCUCCACCCUGUGGAGCGUCUGGCUCAGGAGGUGCAGCAGCUCAGAGACCAGCUGGCUCAGCUCUCCACCUGCGACUCGCCCACCGUCACCCCCGAGCCCCAGAGACCUGACUCCAACCUGAACCGGAGCAUCAACAACAGCACUUUCCUCUACCCGGCGUCCAGGACUCAGGCCUCGGGGGCCCCCAGAGCGACACCCCCACCUACCUCCACCAACCACCAAACCUCCAGGGGCCCCUCCUCCGCCUUGGCACCGCCGUCCAGACCCGGCAACAGAGACGCCGCUGGCAGCAACAAGGCCUCGUUCCUCUUCAGACACUCGUCAGUGACGGACGCUCGGUGCUUCCCCCCAGCCAGCAACGCCAAGCUGCCCAAGAGCAACGGAGCCUCGGUGGGUUUCUGAGGUCCAGGACUGAGACUGACGUGCACCUUCAUAUUAAACUGAGCCAACAAUAAUGUGUCACUAAUCAAAGAAACAACAAAACCUUUAACACAAAACACCAGGCAAACAUUUGAUUUUCAAAAUAAAACUCAUAAAUCACAACAGGCCUGUGGAAAACAUCUGAACUGUCAUUCUGUUUAAUAUGAAAACAUUUCUACAUCUCCACUUUAAACUGAUUGUUUUACUUUGAUUAUAUGGUAAAACAGCCUGCCAUACAUGACACAUUAUUGUUGGCUCAGUCGGUGCGUGCCCUCAGCUCGACGGCACAAAUAAAGACUCCGGCCUCUCCGGUUUGAGGCGAGCAGAGGGACCGCAGCUCCUGCCUCUGUUACUCCCUUCAUUCAAUAAUACAAACAUUUAUCUUUGUGUAAAAACAAACUGAUUACAGAAAAGCAAAAACACAAAGUAAAAGCAACUGGCAGGGUAUUUGUUUAAAAAAAAAAAGACGCGUAGUUUGUGCUUUAUCUUCUCCACAUCAGGUCAAACUUAUCAGGACUUUGGUUUCAGAGUUGGAAACAAAACUUGAGCUUUUUUUAUGCAUUUAACCUUUAAAGUGAGCGAGCUGCAGGUCUUUACAUCUUUCUGUCACGCUUGUUUUAAAAACAAAAGCUGCCGAGGCGCCGUGUCCGCUGCCUUUAAUGUGGAAUUUAGGACACGGGAACUAUUUUUGGCUUCUCUCGGCUCGUGUUUUCUCCGGAGCAGAGCGAGGACCCACAUUCAGCUCAGUCUUCUGUUGGUCUGAGACCAGUUCAGCUGGAGCUCAGACCUGAACUGGUCUCAGACCGUUGGAUUCAUGAUGAUGGUUAAACCUCAGAACAUCAGUGUUUUUCCUGCAGUCAGAAAACUAUUCAAGCACAAACAUUUAAAUAGAAACAGCAGCUCUGUCAGUGCAGAGCGCUUCUCAUCAGUGUUCAUGAAUCAUGUUGAUCUUUGGUUCCUCACUAAUCAUGAAACUGUUGUAAAUAUUCAGACAUGGGAGCAGAGAUCAGUUCCAGGUGUGAUGCCAACCCAUCUGUUCGUCUUCCACACAGAACCAACCCAUCGUUUGUCCCGUCACGCCGCUCUGCCUUUCUCCAUCCUUUCCUGUUUUUUUGGUACGAGCGUUUCUAUUUGCCAUAUGUAAAUAUUGUUUUUGUACGAGCACACAGUGUUUUCACUUCUGACUUCUGCAUCUCCCUGAAUAAAAGAUUGGCAUACACGGA